AUGGCAUCAUCACAGACAGGAACACAGACUGGAUUGCUGCGAGAGUUUGUCGAGGGAUGGACAUUGGCACAAACGCUCGGAGAAGGAGCCUAUGGAGAGGUAAAGUUGCUCAUAAAUCGACAAUCAGGUGAGGCUGUAGCGAUGAAGAUGGUUGACCUCAAGAAGCAUCCUGAUGCGGAGAGCUCGGUCAAGAAGGAAGUUUGUAUACAGAAAAUUCUUCAGCACCAAAACAUCCUUAAGUUUUUCGGUAAACGAACGCAGGGCGACAUUGAAUACAUAUUUCUCGAGUAUGCGGCCGGCGGUGAACUGUUCGAUCGUAUAGAACCCGACGUUGGGAUGCCUCUGCCGGAAGCGCAGCGGUACUUCAAUCAACUGCUAGCCGGUGUCGAUUAUCUGCACACACGGGGUGUAGCACACCGUGACCUGAAACCAGAAAAUUUGCUGUUGGACGAGCAUGACAACGUGAAAAUAUCGGACUUCGGGAUGGCCACCAUGUUUAGAAUGAAGGGCCGAGAACGGUUGCUGGAUAAAAAGUGUGGAACACUUCCAUACGUCGCACCGGAGGUGUUGGUAAAACCAUACCGUGCUACACCGGCCGAUCUGUGGUCAUGCGGGAUCAUCCUGGUUACAAUGCUUGCCGGAGAACUGCCCUGGGAUCAGCCAUCGUCUGGAUGUGCGGAGUAUCUCUGCUGGAAGGAGAACAAGUACACUACCUCAACGCCAUGGUGCAAGCUGGACACGCUCACCCUUUCGUUGUUGCGAAAGAUUCUGGUGGCAAAUCCAGCCCAAAGGUUAACACUGGACAAGCUGCAAGACCACAAAUGGUGUCAGACCCAGUUCCAUCUGCAAGGCAUUGCCGAUAUUGGAGUGAACAACGGUGGUUUAGGCGGUGGUGGUAUCGGCGCCGGCGGUUGUGAUGUGAUCGAUGGACGGCCAUCGCCUCGUGCGAAACGGCUCUGCUCGAAUCAGGACAUUUCGAGCCCGCUCGAUGAUUCCACCUCUCGCAUGUGUCAGUCGCAACCGGUACCGAUCAUCGUACAUACCGAGGUGAAUGGUGUCGAGGAAGCGAUCGAGGCCCGGAAUGGUUUCUGCUUCUCGCAGCCGACCAUGCUGGACGACCUAAUCCUGUGCACGCAGCUGAACCCAACGCAGAGCGUAGGCACACAGCAGCAGCAGCAAAAUCCCUUCCAGCGGUUGGUGCGGCGUAUGACGCGUUUCUUCGUAUCGACGCGGUGUGACGAGACGCUGAAGCGUCUGUCGUCCGCACUGGAAAAGCUCGGCUACAGCUGGAAGUCGAACGACGAAGGUGUCAUCACGAUAUCGACAAUCGAUCGGCGGAAGCUGCAGCUCAUCUUUAAAGCCAACAUCGUGGAGAUGGAUGGCAAAAUAUUGUGCGAUUUCCGGCUGUCGAAAGGCUGCGGGUUAGAGUUCAAACGACGGUUCAUCAAGAUAAAGCAAAGCUUGGCAGAUAUCGUGAUGAAGGGUCCGGUCACCUGGCCGAUUGCGAUCGCGACCAACUCUGUGCCUUAA
Molecule: messenger RNA, 1530 nt
Organism: Anopheles marshallii
Lineage: Eukaryota; Metazoa; Arthropoda; Insecta; Diptera; Culicidae
Gene: grp
Product: serine/threonine-protein kinase grp
Exons: 6
Coding region: 1-1530 (509 amino acids)
Biological process (GO): microtubule cytoskeleton organization; DNA damage checkpoint signaling; protein phosphorylation
Cellular component (GO): cytoplasm
Molecular function (GO): protein serine/threonine kinase activity; ATP binding; tau-protein kinase activity
Source: RefSeq, a predicted model, not a curated record